GAACCAUCCCACAGCUGAUGGAGUUGCCUGAUAGAAGGAACUAUUACUUUUCAACAUGCUUUGGAAGUACGCAUUGACACUGGUCUGGAUAAUAGUGGGAAAAGCUGUUCUCUGCCUUGGGGCUAUCCGGAUGUUGAUGAUGGACGUUCCCAGUCCGACGACCCAAGGGGAGUCCGUCGAGUUGAUCUGCAGCUACGAGCUUGACGAGGAUAAGCUCUAUUCUGUGAAGUGGUACAAGGACGACGUGGAAUUUUACAGAUAUGUCCCCAAUGACUGGCCGCCAGGACAGUUUCUGCCUCUGCAAGGUGUCAGACUAGAUCUUUCAAAAUCUGGGAGCCAAUCCGUAUAUUUGAGACAUGUGGACCUGAACAGUGGUGGAACUUACAGAUGUGAAGUAUCGGCUGAAGCACCUGAAUUUCAGACGGUGGCAGCUGAAAAGAAAAUGGAUGUUUUUGUGCUUCCCACGGAAGGUCCAAAAAUUACUGGAGGAUUAUCCAAAUAUCGAGUAGGCGAUACAGUUUAUGUGAACUGCACAUCUUCCAAAUCCAAGCCAGCUGCAACAUUACGAUGGUAUAUUAAUGAUGAAAUGGCAAAACCAGAGUAUGUGAUGGAACAUUCUACAACUUUACAUUCUGACAGUCUGGAGACAUCUAGCUUGAGUCUGAAAUUCAUUGUUAACGAAUUUCACUUCAGAGGUGGUAAUAUGAAGUUAAAAUGUACAGCAACAAUUUCUAAAGUUUAUAUCAUGAGUAACGAAGAGUUAGUUUUUGGAACAGGUCUGAGGCAGCAAACAUCAGGACUGCAAAUAACAGAAAACAUGAGUCAUGUUCAGAGUUCCUCAUCAACGACAUUAUGGACAACAGCGAACUGGACUAUAUCAAUAUGCCUAAUGUUUUACAUAAUAUGCAAUAUUAAGUCAAGUGGAAUUCAAAGAAGCUUAGUUGAUCAAUUUGGAUGAUGAUCAACUUAUGGAAUUAAUAUUAUCAUUUUUCAUUAUUGCAUAAUAAAUGGACUCGAAAACUUAAAUUUUCGUACUGAAAACAAAGGUUUUUGUACUCCAAAACCCACAAGGCGGAAAUACUGGUAGUAUCAUAUUUCAGAAUAUGACCUAUUUCGAGAUAUGUCGGAUUUCCACAACGUUCCUUUGUUUUGAUGAUAUGCACAGAAACAAGAAUUUAAAACGAACAAACAUUGAUACUUUAUAUAUUUUGGUGUGUAAUAAACUUUUUCUAAGUGUUUGGAUCGGUGUUGAAAUGUUUAAGCAAAAGUUUAAUUAUCACGAUAUUUGAUUCCAUUAUUGAUUUUAUGAUAUUAAAAGUUCCCUUGUAGAUAAAAGUAAUAGCUUUUAAUUGUGAAUAUACUGUAUGUACAUUUGAGUUGGUGUACAAAUUUGAUUUACAAAUGUUAAUUGACUUAUAAGAGUCAUUAUAUAAGACUGUCCAUGAUUUCUGAGAUUUUUCUUUUGUCAUAUUUACCAUACCUCUAUAUAUAUUUUUUUAUGAAUUGACAGUAAUUUAAAAGUAAUGCGAUUUUUUAAUUCUUUUUUUUUUAAAUAUUAUGCAGUUCACAAUUCUUCUGGUUUUCAGAAUUCAGAAAAA
Argiope bruennichi is the source of this 1598-nucleotide messenger RNA. Its product is annotated as cell adhesion molecule 2-like. Lineage: Eukaryota; Metazoa; Arthropoda; Arachnida; Araneae; Araneidae. The transcript is spliced from 6 exons. The coding region runs from base 56 to 958 and encodes 300 amino acids. The record is from RefSeq and is a predicted model, not a curated record.